This is a messenger RNA of Brenthis ino (lesser marbled fritillary), 267 nucleotides long. The record is from the annotation of a GenBank genome assembly. Lineage: Eukaryota; Metazoa; Arthropoda; Insecta; Lepidoptera; Nymphalidae.
AUGGCGAGGGUCUGGGCCGUCUUACUUUUAAUAAGUUGCUUGACUACUACUGUUAUUUCCAAAAUCGUCCUACCCCACAAACUUCGGUACUUAGAGAACAUGCUCAACGCCGAAGUGAUCGCGAAGGCGGCUAAGAUACGUCAAAGAAUUGAAGCGAAUCCGAAUAAUCAAGAUAGUGAUAAGAGCUGGCCUUUGUUAUUAGCUAAGUACCAAGAUGAUAACAAAAUUAUGCCCAACGCGUUGUAUGCGAGACGGAUACCAAAUCUU